Scaptodrosophila lebanonensis is the source of this 1418-nucleotide messenger RNA. RefSeq lists its product as uncharacterized. NCBI's taxonomy places the organism in Eukaryota, Metazoa, Arthropoda, Insecta, Diptera, Drosophilidae. The coding region runs from base 18 to 1349 and encodes 443 amino acids. The record is from RefSeq and is a predicted model, not a curated record. Gene Ontology annotation, cellular component: nucleus. The transcript has a single exon.
ACAUACAACAUCAAAGCAUGGAAACCAAAAGAAAGAUGAUCACAAGAUAUGGACGGCGUGUUCGUGCGCGAGUAGAAUUGACAUUAGAUUCCUCUAUGGAACAGAGCAAUUCAGAUGGUUGUAAUGAGGACCCUUACGAAAAUGCACCCAAGCAGAAGAAACCUCGCAUUUUGUCAUGCUCCAGCAAUAUGAAUAUAACGCAUACUAGGUUGCAAUCUGAUUCAUCUUUGGAGCGGAGUGAUACAAAUUGCAGUCCCAAGCGGGGACGCUUCAGUAGAAAAGAAAAGAAAAGCGAAGUCCUUAUAUUUCUCGAUCUGCACAAUCCAAUAGCCAUUAUAAAGUUGGAGCCCAUAGUAUCGGAUCAUGAUGAUGAUCUUAAAAUAAUGCUGAACAACUUUUUAGGAAUUUUACCAUCCAAGCGGUAUCUCUACAUUCCUGAAGCUGUGGGAAUGGAUAAGACAAAGAGGUCGCACAAUAAUAGCCACAUGGAACCAAAAGCUAAUUCUGAAGACCCAGACACCUUAAUGAUUGAAAAUUUGAAAUAUUUUUGCAAAAACGCAUCGGAUCCCAUUCAUGAUAGUCAGCUACUUUCUAAUAUCAAACAAGAUGGGAAAUUUCGAGUGUUCGUUGAGCAACAUCCCCACUUAUGCAAAUUCAUUGUAUCGAUGGAUUACAAGAGCUAUUUAGCCAUGUGCCAGGUGGACUCCCUUUAUCAGGGGCGAAGCGAUUUUGGCCAACACAAAGAGGUGUUGGCUCAGAUCAUUUUUCAUGUGCUGAACCAUAAGAUUUUCAACGAUGCUCUCAAGCCAGAGAUCAAGUGGAUGAGCAAGAUGAGUAAUCGAAGCACGUGCGUCCACACUAUUGGGGUAGGCAGUGGUGGUCAACGGGAGUCCAAGAUUCUGCUAUCCACAAAAAUUACUCACGUGGGUGUGCUCAUCAAAGCGAUGUUUCACGAGAUGUGCCACUCAGCCGCUUUCGUCUUUGAUGGAGAGACGGGCCAUGGAGAAUAUACUCGCAAGUGGGCCUCAAAAGCCAAAUCUAAAAUGCCAAGGCUGCCAGAGAUUGGGGAAUGCGCCUCCAGCUAUAAGUACUGCUGCACUUUUUGUCGACGCCACUCCUAUGGCAACAUGAAUUUCAAGCAUCAGUUGAAGGAGUUGCGAUGCCAUUUUUGUCAGUUCGAGUUAAUUGUGGUGUCCACAGACGAUGCUUUCUGCCAUACACUAACAGAGGAGAUUCCGAGAGCCAAUAAGUACAGUGAAUUCAUAAAGAAACACUACUUGCAGGCAGCCGAACUAGGGCACACAGACAAGAUGAAGGAACUAAAUGCACUCUAUCUGUCCACUCUCUAGCUGUUUUUUCGGCUCAAAGACAAUUCAUGACGCCAGCUAAAUGCUUUUAUUUUGUUACCACUUUCGGAA